Procambarus clarkii (red swamp crayfish) is the source of this 1071-nucleotide messenger RNA. The record is from RefSeq and is a predicted model, not a curated record. Lineage: Eukaryota; Metazoa; Arthropoda; Malacostraca; Decapoda; Cambaridae.
AUGGCGUUGUUUUGUCAAGGUCAUGAAUACCACGGUCUCAAGGUCACCAAUACCACGGUCUCAAGGUCACCAAUACCACGGUCUCAAGGUCACCAAUACCAGGGUCUCAAGGUCACCAAUACCACGGUCUCAAGGUCACCAAUACCGCGGUCUCAAGGUCACCAAUACCAGGGUUUCAAGGUCACCAAUACCACGGUCUCAAGGUCACCAAUACCAGGGUCUCAAGGUCACCAAUACCACGGUCUCAAGGUCACCAAUACCACGGUCUCAAGGUCACCAAUACCAGGGUCUCAAGGUCACCAAUACCACGGUCUCAAGGUCACCAAUACCACUGUCUCAAGGUCACCAAUACCACGGUCUCAAGGUCACCAAUACCACGGUCUUAAGGGUCUCAAGGUCACCAAUACCACGGUCUCAAGGUCAUUAAUACCAGGGUCUCAAGGUCACCAAUCCCACGGUCUCAAGGUCACCAAUACCACGGUCUCAAGGUCACCAAUACCGCGGUCUCAAGGUCACCAAUACCAGGGUCUCAAGGUCACCAAUACCACGGUCUCAAGGUCACCAAUACCACGGUCUCAAGGUCACCAAUACCGCGGUCUCAAGGUCACCAAUACCGCGGUCUCAAGGUCAUUAAUACCGCGGUCUCAAGGUCACCAAUACCACGGUCUCAAGGUCACCAAUACCACUGUCUCAAGGUCACCAAUACCACGGUCUCAAGGUCACCAAUACCACGGUCUCAAGGUCAUUAAUACCAGGGUCUCAAGGUCACCAAUACCAGGGUCUCAAGGUCACCAAUCCCACGGUCUCAAGGUCACCAAUACCACGGUCUCAAGGUCACCAAUACCGCGGUCUCAAGGUCACCAAUACCGCGGUCUCAAGGUCAUUAAUACCGCGGUCUCAAGGUCACCAAUACCACGGUCUCAAGGUCACCAAUACCACGGUCUUAAGGUCACUAAUACCACGGUCUCAAGGUCACUAAUACCACGGUCUCAAGGUCACCAAUACCACGGUCUCAAGGUCACUAAUACCACGGUCUCAAGGUCACUAAUACCACGGUCUCAAGGUCACUAA